UCCUAAUUUAAUACUAAAGAAUUGCAACAUCGACAAUAUUCAUUUCCACAAGGAACUUCAACGUAAACAAAUUCAUUUUAAUAAAACUCUUUUGCAUCGAUACGAUAGUCAGUCAGCCUUUAACCGCGCGCGAAUAGAGUCGUCAGAAAUCAGAGAAUUGCUUCAUAUAAUUCUUUGUACUUUCUAUAAUAAAGUGUUUUUAUCGUAGUUAAUUAAAAAGUGUUUUUUUAAAAAAGACUGAUACCAGCCGCUCCUAACAAAAUUGGUGUCAGAAGUGGGAUGUUUGAGGAGAUUCUAGUCAAGAGAGCCCUCAGCAUCUAAAAGAAUCCAGGAACGGCACCCCAUCAGUCGUGGUCGACGAUAAGCCUCAUCCCAUAGGAGAGCCCGCACCACAGCACCCUACGAAAAACGCAUCGUGAUCGACGGUCAGUCUCCGCUCUAUGCGUGAGCCCGCAUCAUUAUAGAAUAUUCAUCGUGAUCGACGGUCAGCCUCCGCUCUGUGCGUGAGCCCGCAUCACUACAUCAUCUGCAACGUGGUCAACAGUAUAUCUCCGUUUUGUACGUGAGUCUGUAUCACAUAGAUUUAAUUCGUCGUGGUCACCAUCAUCUUUUACCAACUCUGGCUGCACUCACCAUUGUCAUCAUCAAGCUGUACACAGUCUACCUACCCUGAGUGGACACUUGGCGUGAUCGUGUAUUCCGCCACACACGCAUUCUCCUUAUCGUGACGGACAGCGAGGCGUCAAAUUCGAAACCGAAGCUCCCGCUUUGUGUCUCCGCCGAUCAUACGCCGCCGCUACCUUCAUCACACCGGUGAAAUACAAUCCACGCUAAGGACUCAAUUUCUUAUAAUGUGUAUUAGCAUCAUUUUAAUGUUAUUAUGUCAUGGAGCACUCGCCGAAUCGCAAGUCACUCCAAUUAUACACAGUCCUGGUCUUUAUUUUGACCCUACGACGAAUAUUUAUUUCUAUAAUGAUUAUUGGAAAGUAGUAACUCAUGUCGAUAUUCACUCGAUAGAACCUCAUCUUAACAAUAUAGACAAACUCAUCGUACAAACUUCUCUUCUCUGUACAAAAAUCCAACAUGAAGAUUACUCAAACUGUAAGGAUAUCUUCAGUCCUAUAGAAGUCUUAUUAGAAUCGAACUACGUCAAAAGUCAUUCUCUGUCUCAUAUUAUCUCUCAAGAUGUUCCAUCUCGCUUCAAAAGGUCACUCGAAUUUGGAGGCGAAAUACUUAAAUUUUUCUUUGGCACCCUCGACGCUGAUGAUGCGCGAAAAUACGAUUCCGCCAUUAACUCGUUUCAAAAUAAUGAACAUGAAAUCUUUAAUCUCAUGAAAGAAAAUAUUCAUGUAGUUAAAUCAUCAAUAACUUCUUUUAAUUCAACUAUUAGUAAAUUGAAUCAAAACGAAUUAAAAUUAAACUCGCAAAUUGACAAACUAAACGAAAUCUUAUCUUCCACUGUAAGAAGUAAUAAUAAUCUAAUUUAUAUUUCACGACUUAACAUUUUUAUAAACAUUAUUGAAGGAUCUUUAUUGACUAUUUCUAACUUCUUAGACUCUAUCAUUAAUGCAAUUUUAUUCGCGAAGGUAAAUGUAUUACACCCUUCUAUUUUAAGUCCUACUAAUCUUUUUAAUGAACUGUCUAAACGAAGCAGUUCUGUAGAUAAUAAACUGGACUUCCCAGUUCCUUUAAACUUAGAUAAUAUACAUACCCUUAUGGAUGUAUCUAAACUAAUUUCUUAUUAUUAUAAUAAUAAAAUAAUUUUUAUUAUACAAAUUCCUCUUAUAUCUCCUAUUAAGUAUGUUGUUUAUAAAACGAUUCCAUUGCCAACUCCUCAUGAAAAAACAAAUCCUAAUACUUUUGCUCUAAUUACCCCUACUAAAUCUUAUAUUGCGUUAACAGAUGAUAGAUCACAUUACUCUUUAUUAGAUAACAUGCAACAAUGCUCUGUGUUAAAUAAUGAAUAUUCUAUUUGCCCAUUAGAAAACAUAUUCUCUAGUGUUACAAAUCCAUGUUGUGAAACUAAGCUAUUAACGGAAGUAACCUUAUCUCUUCCUGAUGAAUGUAAUUCUAAAAUGUUAUAUGGUCUUAUUGAUAUAUGGCAAAAACUUAAAAAUAAUAGAUGGAUAUUUGUUCAAUCUAAAACUAGCAAAUUAACUUUGAAGUGUAAUAACGAAAUGAAGGAUUAUUCUAUUUCUGGAACCGGUAUCUUAACUCUAGAAGAAAAUUGUAUUGGUUUUUCUAAGACUAUACGGUUAGAACCGUCCACUGUAACCAACAUAGCUAUCAAUAAUUAUUUUAAUAUUGAUUUUGACAUCAUUCAAGAUGAUUGUUGUAAAAAGGAUAAUGUAAACAAGUCGAUUCCUCUUUUAUCCCCUUUAACUCUUAGUAAUAUUGACUUAGAUUCUUUAAAACAUUCAUACAAACAACUUGACGAUCUUGAACGUGACAUCCACAGGAUAAAAAACGAAUCGCACUUUACUAAAUAUGCACAUUAUUAUUCUUCAUUUUCUAUUUUUUGUAUUUGUCUUAUAUUCCUUUACUUCGGUUACAAACUAUAUAACUAUUGUUAUAAAAACUAUAAAAAUCAUAAUUCACACUGUUGUAUACAGAUCUUUAAUCAAUGUACUACCACUCGCAAGAAGAUGGUUGGAUCUAAUGUUACGAAUUCCAUUGAACUGAAUGAAAUUUCGGAAGCUUCAAUUGAACCCGUUUAUGGGACAAUAAACAAAACAAACACGUAUAAAAGGAAUAUUGAUAAUAAUUGAACUUAACUUACUUAUCUUAGCUUAUUCUAAUUCUUAAACGUUUAAUC
Molecule: messenger RNA, 2815 nt
Organism: Pectinophora gossypiella (pink bollworm)
Lineage: Eukaryota; Metazoa; Arthropoda; Insecta; Lepidoptera; Gelechiidae
Exons: 2
Coding region: 852-2768 (638 amino acids)
Source: RefSeq, a predicted model, not a curated record